GUAAUUCACAAAGAUAUUAAGCCGGGUAAUUUGCUUGUUACUUUGGAUGGAACGCUGAAAAUUAGCGAUUUCGGAGUGGCUGAAAUGCUGGACAUGUUUCAAGCGGACGACUGGUGCACCAUUGUACAAGGAACGCCAAAAUUCCAGCCACCUGAAAUUGUAUCCGGUACUUCCGAGCAUUAUCGUGGUCGAAAGGUGGAUAUUUGGGCCUGUGGGGUCACGCUAUACAACUUGGUGAGCGGUGAGUAUCCCUUUGAGGGCGAUGUCAUUAUGCGUCUCUUCGACAAUAUUGCUAAUCAGCCGUUACGGAUGCCGCGCGGCGUGCAGUUGUCGAAGCCGUUAGAGUAUUUGCUUGGCGCAAUGUUGAAAAAAGACCCGGAAAAACGGAUGAACAUGCAUGAUAUUCGGCGAUGCGAGUGGUAUACACAGAAGAUAGAAGCUGAUGAAUCGCGUCGUGUUCCGGUGUCGGUUUGCAACAAUAUGCCGGCCCAUCGCCCACUAAGUGUAUAUGUACAGCUCGAGCAGCUUUACGGUAUAGCGCUUGAUGGCGACAGCUGUCGCGAUGGUUCUGCAGACAAUUCUGGACCCGUAAUUGCCAUGGACGUCGAACCAUCGUUGCCUCCUGAAUAUCGGCAUCUCAGUGAACCACUAAACGAGACCAAACGAAAUCGAAGCAUGUUAGAUGGUUGCUUCAUCCUGGAAGCCGGUUCGAAACGUUUAUACAGUUCGGAUAAGGCGCAGCAGAGCUCAAUCGAAUGUGCACAGAAUGUUUCCACUGGGACAGAAUGUAUGGAUAAAGCAGUGUCAGUUAGAUUGUCUCAGAUCUGUGCGGUCCGGAUCAUCAGUGACUGA
Messenger RNA from Gongylonema pulchrum, 852 nucleotides. NCBI's taxonomy places the organism in Eukaryota, Metazoa, Nematoda, Chromadorea, Rhabditida, Gongylonematidae. The record is from the annotation of a GenBank genome assembly.